Messenger RNA from Ipomoea triloba (trilobed morning glory), 1387 nucleotides. RefSeq lists its product as uncharacterized. The transcript has a single exon. Lineage: Eukaryota; Viridiplantae; Streptophyta; Magnoliopsida; Solanales; Convolvulaceae. The record is from RefSeq and is a predicted model, not a curated record. Gene Ontology annotation, molecular function: S-adenosylmethionine-dependent methyltransferase activity. Bases 1 to 1338 code for a protein of 445 amino acids.
AUGAGAAGUGGGAAUGAAGAUUAUCUGCCCAGAAAGCACCCACAAAAUCGCAACACCCAAAUCAAGUUUAACCUCAAGUUUCUUGCUCUCAUUGUGCUAACCAACCUUCUCACUAUAUACAUCUUCACUGGUCCUUUUAACUUCACCACAACUUCUAACUAUGCACACAUCUUCGGCUAUAACUCCCUCUUCCAUGAGCUUAAUUCCACACAAAGGGAACUCAAGGCGAGCCGGUUAUAUGUCACGGAUUUGCACGAAAAGCUCAGGUCGAGUGACCGCCUUGUCCAGGCGCUCCUAUCUCAGCUAAACGUCCUAAACCGGGCCAUUAACCAAACCCCGGAUUCAAAUGUGUUGAGUUACGAUGAUCUUCUUGCUGGCUUGUCGGAUGAAGCUAGGCUUUCGAUGGGUUCUCACAAGCUUCCCUUGGGAUAUGCGCCUCGAAUGGGGUCGGAUGAAGUUUAUCCCCCGGUUGGAGGGGCGUGUUUGAGGUAUGGAGAAGAGCUGGCACGGUAUAUGAGUUACGAUGUGGGAGAGGAGUGCCCGGUGGAUGAUGGUUUCGCGCAAAAACUUAUGCUGAGGGGCUGCGAGCCCCUCCCCAGACGUCGGUGCCACCCAAAAUCGCCCGUGGGGUAUACUGAGCCAACGCCAUUGCCCGAUAGUCUGUGGUCUACACCACCCGACACGAGCAUUAUCUGGGACCCAUAUUCCUGCAAGAGCUAUAAAUGCCUCAUAGAAAGAAGGCUCACUCCAGGGUUCUAUGACUGCAAGGACUGUUUUCACUUGCAAGGCAGGGAGAAGAAUAGGUGGCUGUUUGACAAUGGAGGCCUGGAUUUCGGGAUUGAUCAAGUCCUCGCCACGAAGCCACAUGGCACGAUCCGGAUAGGCCUGGACAUCGGGGGAGGAUCAGGCACAUUUGCAGCCAGGAUGAAGGAGAGGGACAUCACCAUCAUCACUACCUCCAUGAACUUUGAUGGCCCUUUCAAUAGCUUCAUUUCCUCAAGGGGGUUGCUCUCAAUGCACCUCAGCGUCUCCCAGAGGCUCCCGUUCUUCGAAAACACACUCGACAUCGUGCACUCGAUGCACGUCUUGAGCAACUGGAUCCCCCACACCCUGCUCGAGUUCACACUCUUCGACAUAUACCGGGUGCUCAGGCCUGGAGGGCUGUUCUGGCUCGACCGCUUCUUCUGCGUUGCAUCGCAGCUCAACGCCACUUACGCUCCCAUGAUUGAUAGGGUCGGGUUCAAGAAACUCAGGUGGCAUGCUGGGAUGAAGCUUGACAAAGGCAGGGACAAGAAUGAAUGGUACUUCUCUGCUCUCCUGGAAAAACCAAUGACCUAAUUAAGGUUAUCUUGUAUUCUAGUCCUAUGAAUACCAUGUUGUAUUGCCA